Molecule: messenger RNA, 1994 nt
Organism: Cryptococcus deneoformans JEC21
Lineage: Eukaryota; Fungi; Basidiomycota; Tremellomycetes; Tremellales; Cryptococcaceae
Exons: 7
Coding region: 155-1780 (541 amino acids)
Biological process (GO): regulation of mRNA stability
Cellular component (GO): cytoplasm; nucleus
Molecular function (GO): poly(A) binding; metal ion binding
Source: RefSeq, a predicted model, not a curated record
GAUUGUAAGAUUUCUAUAGUCUGCAUUUUAGCUGCCAAUCACUUUUCCCUCACUCCGGCUCUUUUCAGUUGCGUACAUCUGAUCGAGUACUAUUUGGACAAGAGCAAAUUGCCACUCCCAUCUUUUCUACUCAAAAAACUGUAAGGCGGUGAAAAUGGCUGGACAAUUUACUCCGGAACAAUCUGCCCAACUUCAGUCUGAGGUACAGGUUGAGCUCGAAAGAAGAGAAUGGGCUGAACCAAACGACAAUGUCAUGGCCGAAUAUAUCACUGUUCUGCUUGCGAAUGGUAGCUCUAGAGAGCGUGUCCAGUCGGAGAUGGACGACUUAGUUGGUUCGGAUUUCGAUCCAGCAUUCCUAGACUGGCUUUUCGCCAAAUCAGAAUCAAUUGUAUCUGCUGGAUCUGCUACUCAACCUGCGACAACUCCUCUCGAGGCUGCGGAAACUGCUACAUCUGCAGCAACACCGCGGGGAAAUUCUCGCCUUCUGAGUUCUGCUCUCGCGCCACUGACCUCUCAACCGGAAAAACGGAAGUUACCUGAUAUCACGCAUGACGGCCAGAAUAAACGUCCCGCACCCGAGGUGCCGGUCGGACCUCGUUUGGGGGCCGUGACACCUAGAAGCCCCAACAUGCCAGCUGUCUCUGUUCGUGGUAGAGGCAUGGGAAUACGGGGAACGUCCAGCGGGGGACGAGGUACCAUGGUAAACCAGUCUCCUGUUAAUGGAAGCUUCAUCCAUCAGCAACCGUCACAACAGACUCAGCCAGGGUUCAGACCUCGACAGCAGAUGCAACCAGGAAGAUUUAAUCAACAGAUUGGGAACCCUGGGAUGCUUGGGAUGCCCAACCAACAGGAAAUGAUGGCGCAAAUGAUGAUGAUGCAGGCGAAUAUGGCGCAAAUGGGUCAGAUGAUGUCCAUGAUGGUAGGCGAGCGCCAACAUACACCUCAACGACAGCAACCAUCGAUUUCACAAAGCGGCUACCAAGCCAGUCCGCCUGUUCCUGUCAAACUUCCUCCAGGUACUAAAUUAGGGAGCCACUCCAUCUCUUCCAUCACUCCAAAAAGCUCUACAGGUCCCAUCCCCGAUAAGCCGACUUCCGUCGCCUUAUGCAAGUUUGGGGUAGGUUGUAGCAAUGCUCGGUGUCCUUACAGUCACCCAAGCCCUGUGGCGGACGAAAAAACCGGCAUGGUGCUUAGCGAAGAAGCUUGCGAGAAGGGGAAGGACUGCAAGGACCCGGAGUGCAUCAAAAGCCAUGUCAGCCCCUCCGCCGUGCUUGGUGACUCUGUUGGUCCUAGCAGGUUGCUCUGCAAAUACCAGAAUUGUAAUAAUCCUUCUUGCCCCUUCCGACACGAAGAUGCAGACGGCAAUCCUGUCCCUCCGCCAGCGCUCACCAAAAGUAAUAAACCGACAGUGGUCAAAGCGCCUGCAUCAAGCUCCGAUGACGGUAGUGUGGAGGUGAUCAACUCUCAUAGAGAUCUUUUGGAUGGCCAAUUGGCUGAUGGGCCAAAGAUGAUCCAAUGCCGAUUUGGUGACCGGUGUACUCGGGCUGAUUGCAAAUUCCUUCACCCUGCUUCUCGGUCUCUUGCCAAAGCUAAAAAACCUCUGCAAUCCUCUCACGCCCGCCCAAGCAAUGCUGCUAUUAGUAUUGCGGGUGGGUUGUCCAAGAGCAAGAAAUUUGGUGCUGAUGGAAAGCAAGGGGGAUUGAAUCCGGACGCAAUGGAGUUCAAGCCUACUGGGCAUGAUGAAGAAAAAAACGGAGCAGAUUUAAACGUGACCUUGUAGUUACGGAUUUUUUGACCGCGUACAGUUAUUGUGAUGAUACAACGUUCUGUUUUGAAAGGGAUCGGGGAGUUAUAGUUUGGAAAGAGAUAAAAAGUAUGGAAGAAUUGAACAAAAUAAUCAACUAAUGAUAAGCUCUAUUUAUCUUAAAUAUAUUUUUAUUAGGGGCUACUAUUAUUGGGGGCGUGAAGAAGCGCGGGAACAGAAGAAUAUUGGC